AUGGCAGAACUACAUGCUCGGCUGGCCCGACUCGGCCCAACCAUCGAGCGACUCAUGUCCAUCGGCGGAACGCCUGGCCUCGCUCUCGGCGUAGUCUGCUUGGACAAGCCAGUUUACUACGCCAAUUACGGCUUUCGAGACGUAGAUAAACAGCUCCCGGUUACACAGGAUACCAUCUUUCCUGUCUGCUCCCUUGCCAAAGCAGUCACAUCUGCUGCCAUGGGCCUACUUGUCGACGGCAAAAAGGCCACAUGGGACAGCCCAAUCCGCGACGUUCUGCCCGCGUUCCAAUCUACUAGUCCGAUGCUACAGGAAAAUACCACUCUAGGCGACAUCCUUUCUCACCGCACAGGCAUGGGCUGGGCCGAUAAUCUGAUCCUUGGCACAGACGGCAAUGUUCUUCUCCCGGGCAACGACUUGAUCAAGUUUGUGAACCAACAAUCCCUCCAGUGCCCCUUCCGCGCCCAGUUCGGCUACAACAACUUGCACUAUGAGCUUGCGGGGCGCGUCAUAGAGCAUCUAAGCGGCCAGUCUUACGCCGACUUUGUCCAGGAUCGCCUCUUCAAACCUCUUGGAAUGGAUCGCACUGUAGUAAGCACUCCAUCGGCUGACCUUAAUCCCAUCACUAUCAACUACAACGCCCUUGACGAUGCAACCCCUGCUCCGAUCAAGUUUCUUGGUAUGGGCGACAACGGAUAUGGAGCUCCCAGUGGUGGCCUGCGGUCUACCGUCGAAGAUCUCGCCAAGUUUUAUGGCGCUUUUCUUCAAGGCAUCCACAGUCAAUUUGAGAACGGCGGUUCUUCAUCGGGAACCUCCAUUCUCAAGCAACUCCCUCAGAUCACGUCAGCUAAGAUAGCUAUUGACCAGCCGUCAAAGCACGAAUCUGCCUACGCCUUUGGGUGGGCCAGAGUGCAGCUUCCUGGCCGCAUGGGUCAGAUUGGGCUGAACCCAGGCCUUUUGCCCGAUGGCAUGCCCCUCGUUGGCAAAGGUACUUCCCAGCUUGUCAUUUAUCAUCAGGGGAGCCUUCCCGGAUCCCUCGCCCUGGCAGCAUUGCUUCCCGAUCUCGACAGCGCCGUCAUUGUACUCACCAACUCGCUAGCUCUGAAUGACGUGGCAGAUUGGGUAGGGCAGCUUGUGAUUGAAGAACUUAUCAACGUGACUUCUGAUCUCAAAAAUGACUUUAUUAGCCUAGCCGAGAAGGCAGUCGCCAAGAAUCUCGAAUGGUAUCCCUCAGUUGUCGAAGACCUGAAGAAGGGCCAAAAGUCAGGCACGCAGCCUAAGCCUUAG
Molecule: messenger RNA, 1287 nt
Organism: Beauveria bassiana ARSEF 2860
Lineage: Eukaryota; Fungi; Ascomycota; Sordariomycetes; Hypocreales; Cordycipitaceae
Product: penicillin-binding protein
Exons: 1
Coding region: 1-1287 (428 amino acids)
Source: RefSeq, a predicted model, not a curated record